Danio rerio (zebrafish) is the source of this 1802-nucleotide messenger RNA. It is a transcript of the gene asb3, whose product is annotated as ankyrin repeat and SOCS box containing 3. NCBI's taxonomy places the organism in Eukaryota, Metazoa, Chordata, Actinopteri, Cypriniformes, Danionidae. The record is from RefSeq and is marked provisional. Gene Ontology annotation, biological process: protein ubiquitination; intracellular signal transduction.
ACAGAUGCUUUAGCACAGCAGUAUAAUAUCUCUUUAUUGUAUCGUGCAUGUCUUAUUAGUUUCGCAGCUGUUAAGUCAUUAUUUUACAAUCAAGGCAGGCUUAUUUUACAAUCAUUUGCCAAGCUGAUCAUAGUUGGUGAUGCACAGAAUGUUGUUCUAAAGUAUGGACUUCACCGAGUGUUAUGCAGACUCUUGCUCAGCCGUUGCGCUGGCCGCCCGGGACGGGAAGAGUCGCCGAGUUCAGAAGCUGAUCCGGAGAGGCUUUGCUGUGGACGUGAAAGAUAACCGGGGCUGGAACGCUCUGCAUGAGGCUGCGGCGGCUGGAACAGCGGGGUGUGUUCGGCUUCUGAUCCCCGCUGCUGUCAAUUGCGAAGACUACGUCAACACUUUGACACACAACUCAGAGACUCCUCUAUACUUUGCUGCGAAAUAUGGACACCUCCGGGCAGUGAAGUGGCUUAUCAAAGCUGGUGCAGACAUUAACAGGAAGACCAAUGAUCUCUCCUGUCCCCUCUAUGCUGCUGUAGAUGGUGGACAUAAAGAUGUGAUUGAGCUGUUGGUGAGAAAUGGAGCAGAAGUCAAUGGGACUUACUCUUUGUCAGGCUGGUCUUGCCUCCAUCAAGCUGUUUACAAGGGCCAUAUUGAGAUUGUGCGGUACCUGGUGAGCUUGUGCACUCUGGAGGCUGUGGAUGACUAUGGGAUCACACCAUUAUUCGUUGCUGCACAAUAUGGACAUCACCAAUGCUUGGAUAUUCUUGCAAAUGCUGGGGCAAAUGUGAACUGCCAGGCAAACGAUCUGGCCACACCUCUGCUCAUUGCUGCUCAGGAGGGCCACGAACAGUGUGUGGAGUGUUUACUGGCCCAUGGAGCUGACCCGAACCUGUACUGCAAUGAGUACUGCUGGCAGCUCCCCAUUCUCGCCGCGGCUCAGUUCAAUCGAUUGAGUAUUUUAGAGAAGCUGAUUCCAGUAACAAAGCGAGAAUGUGACCGGGGUGAAGGAAAGGUCAGUCCGGUUUAUUUGGCAGUACUUGGUGGACACGCAGACAGCCUUCGGGCCUUGCUACAGAAAGGCUACAGUCCAGAUGCCCAGAGCUGUCCGCAGUUUGGCUACAGCUGCCCUUUGGAGAUGGCACUGUGGACAUGGCUUGAUGCCUCUUGGAAUUUAAACAGCGAGUGUCACCAAGCUCAAGAGAUCACUCUGAUUCUGCUGGCCGCAGGCGCUCAUGUGAACACGUCCAUCUACGGCUUCACUUUACAAGGCCAUGUACCAGAGCACCUGCCCUUAAUCCUAAAGCAUGCUGGUCUACCUCAGGGUGACCGACUGCGAGAACUGAUCGACAGAGCCCUAACUGAGGUGAAAGAUGCCUCUUUCUGGCUCCCCCUGCUGCUAAAAGCGGGACUCGAUCCCAUGCUACUCCUCCAGGACAAACUGCUUGAGGAAGCGGGGAACGACGCGCUUAAUUUCUUUUUGGAGUUUGUUAAUUGGAAGACUCUGCCAUCAGAAAUGCUUCAGAUUCUCGCUCACCGGCGAGCCGAGGGCACCUGGACACCACGUAAACAUUUCGAAUCAGUCCCUGUCCUUGCGCAUCUGUGCCGCCUGGCAGUGCGGGCACACGUGGGCAGCGAUACUCUGUCUAAACCCUCCUUCAUCCAGCAGCUGCCCAUUCCCUCUCUGCUUCAAGACUACCUUCAUUUCAGCGACGUCUCAGGCCUGCUUACGUAACUGUUCUCCAUGGCUAAUUAAGCUAUCUCCACCGCAGUAUCUUGUACAUAAUGUUAAUAAAAUUUUAAUGACCGCUCAA